Lachancea fermentati is the source of this 1338-nucleotide messenger RNA. The record is from the annotation of a GenBank genome assembly. Lineage: Eukaryota; Fungi; Ascomycota; Saccharomycetes; Saccharomycetales; Saccharomycetaceae.
AUGCCACCAAAAGAGGAUUGGGAAAAGUAUAAGGCUCCUGUAGAGGAGGAAACAAAGGAAGAAAAGCCUAAUGUUCCGCUAACGGAAGGAGACAUCCAGGUUUUGAAGACAUACGGGGCUGCACCAUAUGCUGACAAGCUUAAGGCAAUUGAAAAAGAUUUGAAGGAUAUCGAAACGCGUAUAAAGGAAAAAGCAGGGGUCAAGGAAAGUGACACAGGUCUUGCGCCAUCUCAUCUCUGGGAUAUCAUGGGUGAUAGACAGCGUUUAGGUGAAGAACAUCCUCUUCAGGUGGCAAGAUGUACUAAAAUCAUUAAGCCUGAGGCUAGUGAAGAGAAUGCUGGUGAUGAAGAUGAAGAAGAUUCAAAGUACGUUAUCAAUUUAAAGCAAAUCGCCAAGUUUGUGGUUGGUCUUGGUGAGCGUGUAUCUCCUACUGAUAUUGAAGAAGGUAUGAGAGUAGGUGUGGAUAGAUCGAAGUAUCAUAUCGAGUUGCCACUUCCCCCAAGGAUUGAUCCCUCGGUAACUAUGAUGACUGUGGAAGAAAAGCCAGACGUCACAUACAGUGACGUUGGAGGUUGUAAAGAACAAAUUGAAAAGCUUCGGGAGGUUGUGGAGUUGCCACUGCUGUCUCCAGAAAGAUUCGCCACUUUGGGUAUCGAUCCUCCCAAGGGUAUUCUGCUAUAUGGACCACCAGGUACAGGUAAAACAUUGUGUGCUCGUGCUGUGGCCAACAGAACGGACGCAACCUUUAUUAGAGUAAUCGGUUCCGAAUUAGUUCAGAAGUAUGUCGGUGAAGGUGCUCGUAUGGUGAGAGAGCUUUUUGAAAUGGCACGCACAAAGAAAGCAUGUAUCAUUUUCUUUGACGAGGUAGACGCCAUUGGUGGUGCCCGUUUCGAUGAUGGUGCCGGAGGUGACAAUGAAGUACAAAGAACAAUGUUAGAGCUAAUUACACAGUUAGACGGUUUCGACCCUAGAGGUAACAUCAAAGUCAUGUUUGCAACUAAUAGGCCUAACACAUUAGAUCCAGCCCUGCUAAGACCAGGAAGAAUUGAUCGUAAAGUAGAGUUUUCUUUACCUGAUUUGGAAGGUCGUGCAAAUAUUUUCAGAAUUCAUACGAAGUCUAUGAGUGUGGAACGUGGUAUUAGAUGGGAAUUAAUAUCCAGAUUGUGCCCUAAUUCUACUGGUGCGGAGUUGAGAUCCGUAUGCACAGAGGCUGGUAUGUUCGCCAUUAGGGCGAGGAGGAAGGUUGCUACCGAGAAAGAUUUCCUCAAAGCUGUGGAAAAGGUCAUAAACGGUUACAAGAAAUUCAGUUCGACGUCCCGCUAUAUGCAAUAUAACUAG